UCAGUUACAUCUUUAAAAAAUCCAACAUCAAAAUGGCUUCAAAAAGAGCUCUGGUCAUCCUGGCUACAGGAGCAGAGGAGAUGGAGACGGUCAUCCCUGUCGAUGUCAUGAGACGAGCUGGGAUUAAGGUCACCAUUGCAGGUCUGACUGGAAGAGACCCGGUACAGUGUAGCCGAGAUGUUGUCAUUUGUCCUGAUGCCAGUCUAGAAGAGGCAAAAAAACAGGGACCUUACGAUGUGGUGGUUAUGCCAGGAGGUGGUCUGGGCGCACAGAAUUUAUCCCAGUCCUCUGCUGUGAAGGAGAUACUGAAGGAACAAGAAAAGAGGAAGGGCCUCAUCGCCGCAAUCUGUGCGGGACCUACGGCUCUGUUGGCUCAUGAAAUAGGUUUUGGAAGCAAAGUUACAACACACCCACUUGCUAAAGACAAAAUGAUGGAUGGAAAUCAUUACAGCUACUCAGAGAACCGUGUGGAAAGGGACGGCCAGAUCGUCACCAGCCGCGGGCCAGGAACCAGCUUCGAGUUUGCCCUGGCGAUUGUCGAGGCGCUGGCCGGCAAGGAGGUGGCCGAACAAGUGAAGGCCCCACUGGUUCUUAAAGAUUAGAGCAGAGAGGUUUG
Lipotes vexillifer (Yangtze River dolphin) is the source of this 616-nucleotide messenger RNA. It is a transcript of the gene PARK7, whose product is annotated as Parkinsonism associated deglycase. Gene Ontology annotation, cellular component: nucleus; mitochondrion; cytoplasm. Gene Ontology annotation, biological process: glyoxal metabolic process; glycolate biosynthetic process; response to oxidative stress. The record is from RefSeq and is a predicted model, not a curated record. Gene Ontology annotation, molecular function: oxidoreductase activity, acting on peroxide as acceptor. The transcript is spliced from 7 exons. Bases 33 to 602 code for a protein of 189 amino acids. NCBI's taxonomy places the organism in Eukaryota, Metazoa, Chordata, Mammalia, Artiodactyla, Lipotidae.